This is a messenger RNA of Jatropha curcas, 1063 nucleotides long. RefSeq lists its product as uncharacterized. NCBI's taxonomy places the organism in Eukaryota, Viridiplantae, Streptophyta, Magnoliopsida, Malpighiales, Euphorbiaceae. The record is from RefSeq and is a predicted model, not a curated record.
UUGGCAGCUUCCAGAAGGAUUCCUUUAGAAAGCAUAAGGUUUAAAGUCACAGAGAUUGCUUAGGAGGAAAUCUUUUUAAAACUCUAUUUCGUUAAGCGCCUUGAGAUCUUUUUAGUUUUUGGUUUUUAACACUAAUUUAGCUACAAAUUUAAAGAAUACUCCAUUAGUCCAUUAUGAAUGCUGGAAGUUUUAAUAACUUAGCACAAGUAUUCCUCCAAUCUCAACCGUCUGAUAUGAUUUGAUACAUCAUAAUUGAGCCGUUUUGAACUGUCUACUUUUACUCUCAAAAGAAAAUAACCAAGUAACGCUACUAGAAAAAGAAUAAUCAAGGGAGUGGAAGGUAUUAGAGUUAACAAGAAGGAAAUUCUUUAGUUCUGUUUCCUAAAUGGAGCCGAUAGCUACAUGCAGGAGUAGGAGGUCUUCCUCGUAUGAGAGGCUUGUGUUGGUAGGGUUGGGCCUUCUAGCUGUGAUCUCACCUCUAUAUAUCAACCGGAGACCGGUUAGUGAUCCCGAGGACGAUGAAGAAUCCAUCAGUCUCACUUCCUGGUUGCCUUUGCUACUGUUAUUGCUGAUCUUAGCCGUUGUUUUAUCUCAGUAUAUAGACAGGGGCUUUACAAGGACUAGCAAGUUUUCUUCAUUUGAGAGGCUUGUGGGUAUUGGCUUGGCCCUUUUAGCCGUGAUUUCACCUCUUUAUAUUAACCGCAGACCCGAGACUGAUUUAGAGCUUGAAGAACAACCCAUUAAAGUAGCUUCUUGGUUACCCUUACUUCCUCUGGCUCUGAUUGUGAUCAUUGCUUUAUCACUGUGUUUAGACCAGAGCCUUCCCAGGUUUGAUCCUUACUGGAUCCAUAGAGUUGGCGGAUCUUCAGGUGGAAUCGUUGUAAUUCUUGUGAUUCUCGCAUUGGUUUUGAAGUUCAAGACUGGAUAAAAUUGGAGAAACAAGCAGCUUCAUGUCAUAGACUUGAAUUUUCUUUUUCCUGCUGUACUUUGAUGAAAAAUUUUCCGCAAUUUCUUCUAAUUAAACACAUCUUUUGGUAUCCCUAGGAGGCUUUUUCUGUCUGAA